Molecule: messenger RNA, 309 nt
Organism: Ostreococcus lucimarinus CCE9901
Lineage: Eukaryota; Viridiplantae; Chlorophyta; Mamiellophyceae; Mamiellales; Bathycoccaceae
Gene: MRPS16
Product: Putative mitochondrial ribosomal protein S16
Exons: 1
Coding region: 1-309 (102 amino acids)
Biological process (GO): mitochondrial translation
Cellular component (GO): ribosome; small ribosomal subunit
Molecular function (GO): structural constituent of ribosome
Source: RefSeq, a predicted model, not a curated record
AUGCCCGUGCGCAUACGCCUCGCGCGCGUCGGCGCGAGGAACGCGCCGCGCUACCGCGUCUUCGUCGCGGACUCGCGCGCGCCCAGAGACGGGAAACACAUCGAAAUCGUCGGACACUACGACCCGAUCGCGCAGAGGGAUGGACACAAGCACGUCGGGUUGAACAUUGAACGCAUCAAGUAUUGGUUGUCCGUCGGCGCGCAGCCGAGCGAGACGGUGGCGAGGUUGUUAGGGCAAGCGGGCGUGAUUCCAGCGCUGCCGAGGCGAGGCAGCGCGGCGUCGAGAGGGUUCGCGGCGAGCGGAGGGUGA